This is a messenger RNA of Maudiozyma saulgeensis, 1872 nucleotides long. The record is from the annotation of a GenBank genome assembly. Lineage: Eukaryota; Fungi; Ascomycota; Saccharomycetes; Saccharomycetales; Saccharomycetaceae.
AUGAAGAAGUCAGUAAUCUCACGUAUGAGUAAGAAGGCAUGCGCGGUAUGCACUAAACGAAAGGUGAAAUGUGAUAGACAGAUACCAUGUGGUAAUUGUGUCAGAAGAGGACAAGAAAGUGAAUGUAUCAAGGCAGUAACUAAUGACUUUAUCCAAGCACCAAGUUUGGGAAAUGAUAAAGAUUCCUUUUCAAACAUUUUAAGAUUAUGGAAUAGUUACGAGUAUUGGAUUACUGACGUUGGACUUUUCAAGACGAAAAAUAUUGAUAUAACUGCCAAGAUACCCAGCUUUGAAGCACGAUUAGCAGAAUGUGCAUUUUGGACAGACUACCUACAAUUAGAAGAAUCUUUUAAGUUAUUGAACUUUGCUGUAGAAAAUUUGGGUCCUUUAUACUUUGGAUGCCUUGGUGAUAUCAGCGAAUUGUUUGUUCAACUGGAAAGUUAUUGGAAUAGAAGACAACAAUUUAAAGAGUCACCUAACGAUAUAUUCUUUUCAAUAGAUGAUUAUUACUGGAAUUCGUUACUUUGGUCAAUCUUUUCUAUGUGUGUGUACUACAGUCCUCUAGAGACCAUAGCUGAAACUUUUAAAGUUCAACCAAUAUGUGAACAACUAGGUAUCGAUACAAAUCAACAAUGGUCGGAAUCAUUACAGCUAACUCUUGUACAAGGGUUUGCCAAAUGUUCUAUGCAUUUUUUGCAUUUGGCCGACAAUAACCGAAAUCCAGAUGUGAGAUUUAUUCAAUCGUUUCUCAUAUUAUCCACUACCAAUUUUCAACUAACUGAUUAUUUCCUCUCUGAUACAUUACUCUCCCAGAGUGCUCAUAUUGCAAGAUUUUUCAACAUUGACUCUUAUAAACAACUUUCAACCGAUGAUGAAUCUACAGAUUUAUCAAAAGAAGUCUUCUCCAAAAUAUGGAUGCGAAUGUGCAUGCAAGAUUAUCAACAAGAGAAUCCUAAUAAAAAGAAUAGUUUUCAUAAAGAAAUUUCUUCUCUGCUUCAGCAUGCUGCAUUCUAUCAAGAUAUGCCAAAUUUUGAUAUAUAUAAACAGGAGGAUAGUUUCGAGUCGCUUUGUUGGAAGAUCAGUUCUUUGGAAAGAGACUUAGACAAAUAUCUUUUAACAUCUUUUAAACCACAGAUAAAAACAUUUGAUGCAAUAAAAAGGGAACUUGCAAUUUUUGAAAAGAAAAUCGGUGAUUUAAAUUUCGAUAAGAAAUCAACUAACUCACAGUUUGAAAAGUUUAUCAGUAUAUUUCUGCUCUCCACUGUUCAAUGGAAAUUACAUAAAAUGUACCUUAUUUAUUUCAAUGCUGCCGAUUCUUUACAAUUGUCAGUUCAUUAUUUACAAAUUAUGGUACGUCUUAUUGAAAAAAAUAUGAAUCGAGAACUAACAUUCUUUAACAAACACCCAUUGAUCAUAAGAUCUCUCUCGAGAAUAGUACCAUUUUACGCAUUUUAUAACAUUUUUGAAUCGAACCCUCAGAUUGAAGAACUAAAUAAUGAUUUGGGUAAUCUGAUUCUUGCACUUCCUGUAUUACUGGGAGAAAAAUGUGUAAAACUCACAUACUUAGUGCAAAGAUUGAACAGUAUGAACAUAAUGUGGGAAAAAGUAAGAGUAGAAGGAUCAUCAUCAAAUUGGAGUCAUCCUGUGCUGAAAAUCAUUCAGGAUGAUAUUAAAAUAAUAUCCAGAUAUAGUAAUAGAACAUUGGUAUUGGUUAAGGGUGUUCCCUCAUUUGGUGAUGUUACUGAUAUUAACAGUAGUGAUAAUGCAGAAAAUGAUAAAGAAUAUUUUGCAAGAAACAAAGAGAGUACUGAAUUCAAAUUUAUAGUUAAUGAAUUCGAAAAACAACAUAGCAUAAGUAAUAUUUUUGAUUAA